AUGACGACGUACACUUGUCGCACCUAUUACCUCGAUGAUAGAGACCCAUUUGACUACACGAAAUCCGGAUUUUUGGAACCUCCGAAACCCCCUAGAUUUGCUUUUCUUACCGAUGUUGAAAAUUGUAUUUUGCAAGUCUAUCGGUUUGGAGCUGAGCAGAACUACUUCGGUACAUAUCUAGACAUGGAUUCCACCCUUCAAGAGCAGUGGGAGGAAAUAAAGGGUGUAAACGAUGAAGCCGACUCAAUUGCAAUCGUUUUGCGAACCAAAUCCAUUGUUCGUGUUCAAGCAAUCAUAAAUCGUCUUUAUUCGGCAAAGGGUCAGGAGCUGCGAAGAGCCCUGUUUUCCCUGAAACAAAUAUUCAUGAAUGAUAAAGACCUGGUCCACGAGUUCGUCACCCACUCCGGUCUGACGUGUCUUGUCACAGUGGGUUCCCAAUCGGAACACACCCACCAGAAUUACAUCCUACGAGCUUUGGGUCAACUCAUUCUCUACGUGGAUGGGAUGAAUGGAGUGAGCGAGCACCCGGAGACGAUACGGUGGCUGUAUUCCCUCCUCUCCUGCAAGCGAGCUUUGUGCAUCGGCUCUAACGCCUACGAUGACUAUAUGUUCUCCCUGGUGAAGAAGACCGCCCUCCAUCUUCUCUCUGUGUUUGUCGGCUACGCGGACACCAACGCCAACAUCUUUGUGGAGACUAUUGACGACUUCCACAAGUCCUCAAAAAGCAACGGUAAACCCUGGUCCUACCUCAUUGACCUCCUGCAAAAUGAAUCGGGUGAUCUGGAGUUUAGUCGACUGACAAUGCUGUUGAUCAAUAAGGUUCUGGUUGCAGUUCCAGAUCAGGAGACAUUCUACGAUAUCACAGACUGUUUAGAAGAUCAGGGCAUGAAAGAGAUCUCGGAGAAACUUCUUAAAGAGCCCAGCACCGACCCAAUUCUCGUGGAACAGUUGCAAAUCUAUGAGGCGAGCUUAAUCUUCGAGGAUGGCGGGUCCAAGAGUCAGGUGAAUCUGGGCGAGAAAUCGUUGGACACAAUACGACAAACCCCACGACCUAGUCGAGCUGAAUUGGCUGGCAAACCCACGGAGACGGCGACUUCGGAGGCACCAAGAAAACGACGGUCUCGACGUUUUCAUCCCGAUGAAAGUGGUACCUUUGUAAACGGAUCUGACGAACGAAAAACCCACGCUCGUCGAGCGACUGACAAAAUAAUCGCCGAUUCCCGAAGGCACACCGCAGAACUUCAACGCCAAACUGUGAGAGAUCUGUACGAAAACCUAAUCGUCAACGAAAGCCCCGUGGAAGAGGAGCCAGGGGAAGAAACCCCUGCUCCCGCAGCGCCCCAAGAUGAAGCACCACCAGCAGCAGGAGGAGGUAAAGAGGAAACCGAAGUAAACAGCGAUAUAGAUGACAGUCCAGCUGAACACUACAUUACCAUUACCACAGGUAGUACUGGUGACACGGACAAGGUAGAAGUUGAGCGGAACGAGGCGCCUAAAUGCAAUGAUCUGGUUCCCUAUUCUCAACAAAGCUCCUCACGGUUGAGUGAUCUUGUCCACAAAUUCGAAGAUGAAAAAUCGGCUAGCGUGGCAAAAGAGAAUGCAGCAAGGACCAAUGACUCGUCCACGAUGCCUGAAGUGAAACCGGGAUUAAUUUCUGCCACGAAGGAGAAGUUGGCGGCCACAAUUGGUCGUUUACCCAUGGGUCCUCCACCAGCGUCAACAACUAGUACUGCUGCUUCUGCAGAAAAGAAAGCGGUAGAAAAACCAGAGCCACCAAAAUUAAAGGGUGUGGACUCCUUUUGGAUAGACCACGAGAAGAAAGUGAACUCACGACCACUGCGAGUGAAGGAUAGGGAGUUUCAAGACCUCGAGAGUUCUGACGACGAAUCGGCAGGGGCGUUUACGGAUGGUGUAAAAGUCAACGGUGGAAUUCCGCCACCACCACCGCCCCCACCUCCGCCACCUCCUGGGAUUGGCGGCUUCCGUCCCCCUCCGCCUCCUCCACCACCCGCACCCGGCGGUAUCCCACCACCUCCUCCACCUUUCGGCAAAUCUAGCUCCACCAACAGCCUUCUCAGCAGUCUUCCACCUCCUCCGGGAGCGCGUAUUCAAAAACAGAGUCGAACCAUGCGACUCCACUGGAGUGAAUGGGUCCCCAAGCCUAAGGAUGUCGAGGCUCUCACCAAGGCUGCAAAAUCCAGCGGUCAGGAUAGGGUAGACUUCAAGCCCAUAAAAAAACCGCCUCUCAGUCAGACGGAGAAGAAUGAGGAGGCGAAAAAGGUUGUUGAGGAGUUGAAAACCUCCACAAUCUGGAGCCAUAUGGUUCCAGUGACUCUAAACUAUAAGCAUCUUGAGGAGUUGUUUGAGAACAAAGUAACGGAGAUCAAAGUCAUGAAACACGACACGACGAGCAAGAAGAUUGAGAUUCUUGAUAUGAAACGCUCUAAUGCCAUCAACAUUGGUAUGAAGGUCUUGCCACCGCUGCGGACCAUUAGCAGUGCGCUGAUCAAGAUGGACUCCUCUGUAAUCAACCGUGAAGGCAUUGAGCAACUUCUCAACACUAUGCUGCCAACAGAUGAGGAACGAGAGAAGAUUAUAGCCGCCAAACGCGAACACAGUGACAUUCAGCUAGGCAAAGCUGAAGAGUUUCUUUUAACCCUUUCUGAAGUCUCCCACCUUAAAGCUCGGCUAGAACUGUGGCUCUUCAAACUUGACUACGAGACAAUGGAGGCAGAUAUUCUCGAUCCUCUGACCGACCUCAAGCAGGCGGUGUAUGAUAUUCAAGAAUCGCAGACCCUCCGCUGUAUUCUCUCCGUCAUACUCGCAAUGGGCAAUUUCCUCAAUUCCAGCGAGUCUUGGGGCUUCAAUCCAGAGUACCUGGACCGUCUUCCGGAGGUGAAGGACACCAAACACAAGCACAGUCUCCUUCACCACGUCUGUCAGACAGUCCUUGAACUCUUUCCCGACAGUACAGAUCUGCACUCAGAGAUGGGUGCUGUGUGUCGAUGCCAUCGAGUGGAUUGGGAGGAGCUGGACAAGAGGUUGGAAAAGGUCGAGAAUGAUUGUCGACGGGCUUGGGAGCACUAUCACACCAUUUACUGCAACACGAAUCGCAACUUUGUGGUCAAUAACAAGUGGCCUUUGGUAGCUGCCCAGAUGUCUGGAGCUCGGUUACGGCAGGCGAACAUGCCCAUGCACGUCACCGUUCGGUUUGCGAGUGUGCUCCUCAAAGAUCAACGUGGUAGUCUCCCAAGCACUACAGUUUGA
This is a messenger RNA of Echinococcus granulosus, 3267 nucleotides long. Its product is annotated as FH1/FH2 domain-containing protein. The transcript has 22 exons. Gene Ontology annotation, cellular component: cytoskeleton; cytoplasm. Gene Ontology annotation, biological process: actin filament network formation; cortical actin cytoskeleton organization. The record is from RefSeq and is a predicted model, not a curated record. Lineage: Eukaryota; Metazoa; Platyhelminthes; Cestoda; Cyclophyllidea; Taeniidae. The coding region runs from base 1 to 3267 and encodes 1088 amino acids. Gene Ontology annotation, molecular function: actin filament binding.